GGAAGGGGGGGGGGAAUUAUUUUAAUCUUGUAUUUUUAGGAUUGGGGGAUUUUAUAAGCGCAAGGGGCUGAUUCCAUGUCAGAAUCUGUGGGAAAGGGUGCAAAAAAAUUGCUUUUUCCCCGCGGGCAUUUUAGCUUCCCGGUGACGUCACGGAAGACACCCCCCCACCACCACCUUGAACCCGCCCCCGUUCGGUGUAUGUGUGCCGCGUGAGGACUGAAGAAAUGAUGGAAGGAAAGAGUAGUCUCUGUGUCCCUGAAGAAGAAAAUACAGCCCCUUCGGUAGAAGCAGAAAAUAUAACUGAGGUGGAAAUUAAGCAAGACAAGGGAGAUAGUAGCCAUGCAGAGAAUACAGAAAAUUGCCCUGAUAUGUACAGAUAUAUCAAAGGAGAUUUGUUUACAUCGGAGAUUUAUAAAGUAGAAAUUCAGAAUCUUCCAAAAUAUAUUGGCUUUAAUGAUGUAAAGAAAUUUCUUGCCAAAUAUGGACUUAACCCUCAUAAGAUAAAACUUUUUGGGAAACAAACUUUUGCAUUUGUGACAUUUAAAAGUGAGGAGGAAAGGGACAAAGCUAUGAAAGUCCUUCAUGGAGUCAUGUGGAAGAGCCGAUAUUUGAGUGUUAGGCUCGCAAAGCCUAAAGCUGAUCCCAUUGUAAAAAAGAGAAAGAAAGAAGGGGAGGACACUGAACAGAAAGAAGCAAAGCGUCCAGCUUUAGCAAAAGACAGUGAAGAGGAGCCUCUCAGUAAACAGAUAGCAGAUGUGGUGACCCCUUUGUGGAAUAUACCAUAUGAAGAACAGCUGACAAAGAAGAAGCAAGAGUGUGAACAAGUGCUGCAGAAACUGACAAAGGAAAUAGGAAACAACAACAAAGCCCUGUUACCUUGGUUGUUUGUACAGAAGCAGAAGUAUAAUAAAAUCUGUUGCCCAGUAGAGGGAGUGAAAGCAUCACCAUUACAGACUGAAUACCGCAACAAAUGUGAAUUUUUGAUUGGAAUGAGUUUAAAUCAAGAAGACAAAACUGUGGGUUGUCGCCUUGGCAAAUACAAGGGUGGAAGCUGUGCUGUAGUGGAACCAUUUGACACUAUUCACAUUCCUGCUGUUGCCAAAAAGGUAGUGAAAGCUUUUCAAGACUACAUAAGGUCAACCCCUUACUCUGUGUACAGCCUAGAAACCUACGAAGGUCACUGGAAACAGCUCACGGUCCGCACCAACAAAAAUGGUCAUAUCAUGGCAAUUGUUUAUUUUAAUCCUCAGAAAUUAAGUAAAGAAGAGCUUGUUGACCUGAGAACCUCACUGGCAAAGUACUUUACAGAAGAAACUGGAAAGGACAGUGGGGUAACCUCUCUUUACUUUGUAGAGGAAGGGCAGAGAAAAUCACCCAAUCGUGAAGACUUGCCCUUACAACAUUUGGCUGGUGAUAAGUACAUAUAUGAAGAGCUUCUUGGUCUAAAGUUUAGAAUUUCCCCCCAUGCAUUUUUCCAAGUAAUGUUGGUAAAUACACAGGCUGCAGAGGUUCUAUAUAAAGCCAUUAGAGACUGGGCCCAACUGAACCAAGAUAGCACUGUACUUGAUAUCUGCUGUGGAACAGGAACAAUUGGAAUUUCACUGGCAAAGAAAGUGAAGAAAGUUAUUGGUAUCGAACUCUGUCAAGAAGCUGUGGAGGAUGCCAAAGUGAAUGCCCAAAUUAAUGAUCUGAAUAACAUUGAAUUUCACUGUGGAAAGGCUGAAGACGUUGUUCCUUCUUUAAUUAACUUAUUAGCAUCACACAACCUGAUUACAAUUGUAGAUCCACCUCGGGCAGGACUACAUUCUAAAGUCAUUCUUGCAGUCCGAAGAGCUGAACACUUGAAGAAGCUCAUCUAUGUAUCCUGCAAUCCCAGAGCUGCCAUGAACAACUUUGUGGAGUAAGUUUUUGAAUUGGCCAGGUAAAGUCAGCAGGCAGAAUAUGCUUCCUGAAAAAAGUGAGGCUGAAUUCUUUUUGCAUACAAAUAGAUUAAGCAUAUUAGCUAUAGGAUUGUAUAGCAGUACUUGACCUUGCCUUGGGAGACCCACUUUUGAUUGUGUGAUGGCAGGCUCUCCCAGCAGGAGGGAGGAAGACUUACCCUCCAGUAGCUUGUUAAGUAGUAGACCUGAAAUGUAUGAUCAUCCUAUGAGGCAAGGGCUUUUCCUAGAAAAUGCAGACUGGUGUUCAUGGUCCAGGAAAAUUAAUACUAUACUUUGUUUUUCUCUUAAGUCUUUGUCGGGCCCCCUCCAAUCGUGUCAAAGGAACCCCUUUCCGUCCAGUUAAAGCAAUGGCAGUGGAUCUUUUCCCUCAAACUAUGCACUGUGAGCUGCUGAUAUUCUUUGAAAGGGUAGAACAUUCAAAUGGAAACUCUACUGAAGCAAGCCCUGACACAGCUCAGGUCAUGAAUACAAAUACAGCAGAUUCUACCCAGGAUGGCAGUAUUGACCCACUUGAAGAGAAAGUAGGAACUCUGUCUUCCACCUAAUGUUGUGGAAGGCUGGGCAGUUUGUUUGCGCACGGAUGUGCAUAUAUAUUAUAUACACUCAGGCAACCAUCUUAACCUAUUGAUUUCCUUCUAAGAGGCAGAAGUUACUUUUGCUAGUUAAAGAAUGUUGCAGUUUGAGGCAUCAGCAGAAACACUAUACAAGUUAACCUCUGUACAACAUACUAAUUAACCUGUCUUCCAAGUGAUGAAGGCUUUCAGUUAAGUAUACUGACAGCAGCAUUUUUCAACUCCAUGAAGGAAGAUUAGUUUAACUUUAAGAUGCUUAAAACAAUCCAAUUCCUACAAGGAAAAUAACCUUAUUACAGACAACUUGGAUCAAAACCUGCUAUUUUCACUCAUGCAUACUUAUAUUGAAGGCAUUGGGACAUCUUUCAGGAGUAAGGCCAGCAUGACUUGACCUAAAUAUUUUGCACGUUCUUCAUAAAAUACUAUCCAGGUAUGUUACUAGGAUUCAGAUAUGUGGAUUCCCUCCAAAAGUUGACUGAUUGUAGGAUUUUUUUUUAUGCCCAAGAAAUUUCUUUGUUUGAAGAUGAGUGAUAAAUAGCUGAGAGAGAACAUCACUUAAUGGCCAUCUGGCAGAUGGGCAAUUCUGUUGAACAGGAGACUUUUGCCUUGCAGACCACUUUAAAUAAAUUUGAUUUUUAAAAGCAUUGUUGAAAUUUUCCUUAGCCGGGAUGUUGGUUUGCAUUGAAAAGUGGUUUGAGUUGGCAGUUGCAGGUUUAUAAUAAAUUAUUUGCAUUAAAGCAAGCCUGAUUUUUAGUUACUAUUGUAAAAAGACUUUCCUGCUGCCCUGGUAUGUAGACUAAUUCUUUACUGUGGGGAGAGAGAUUCUAAACUCCCUCUUCAACUUGCUUGUAAUCUGAAAAAUACAUGAAGCUUACAUACUCCUAGUAGAAAAUGGACCUCUGUUUUGUGGUUCUGGUGAAGACAGUGGGUUGCCCCCUUCAGUAGAAGGAUCAGUCACCCUCCUUAAGUGUAACUGUUCUGAGUUAAACUAGAGCUAUGGGCCAAACUGAUGAUCUGAUGUUUGAGAUCCAAUACAACUUCUAAGGGAGAGAGUUUUUCUUGUUCUGUAAUAAAGUGAAAAGAGGACUGUACUCAGUGCUACCCCACUCCUGUUUCAAAAAAGAGGAAAGAUUCAGAACAAGACAAAUGUGCACAAAAAUACUCUGUUCCAGAGAUGGAGGAGGAAGAUAACAGAGCAGAGUUAACUUCCACAGCAGAUUAAUUCAUACAGGGUAUAAGGUUAGGUUAGGACUGAAACUAUGGACCUUACCAUGGUUAACUAUUCCUCUAGCACCUUCAGCCCAGAGUGCUGUAAUGUGAGCUUUCUUAGGCAUAUUCAAUCUACACAGAAGCUUUAUCUGACUCAGAGCAUAGCUGACACCUGAGGAAAUUCUGGGCAAGGCCGAAUUUGUGCAGAAUUCCAUUUUUUCCCCCCCUGCAGAAUUGGCAGUGCAGGACUGCUGCUAGGAGCUGUGGAACCCAGCAGAGCCGAGCUCGCAGAGUGGCUGCAUGGGAAGACUGUGGUUCUUGGGUUUGCUGGUCCUGCUCAGUCAUGUGAUGUGGCUGGGCCCUCUCCCUGCAUGGCAGCUGCUGGAGCCAGCAAGCUGCAUCCUGAAUGGAGAGGCAGGAUCGGUUUCCUGCUUUCCAGGAGGGGCAGAAACUUUUUAAAUUGUGGGGGCUCUUCCCCCAGCAGCAGGUACAGGUCAUCUCUGCUUGGCAGGACAGUAAUAGCUACACAGAGCCUGGGGCUGGGCUUGCAGGGGGGAGAAGGGUGCUGGUUGCUGGGUGCAGUCCCCUCCAGCAACCCUAAAUAUCCUCUUCCAGUAUACAUGCACCCCUCCAGUUCCCCCUCACAUUAUCUUCUAUUUGGGAACUUGAAAUAUGGUAAUUCUAGGGGUUCAGGGUGAAAAAACCUCCCAAGAAUUGACUACAAGACUGGAGGGGCAGUUUCCUUCGUCCCCUCCCCCCGAUGUGCACAGCUGGCACAUGUGACACACCCAGACUAAGGGACAUGACAAAAGCAUAACAGGAAGUGGCUUGUGGUAGGCGUUUCUUUAACUCUCUACUCCCAGGGGAAUCAUUUUUGUCAUCUGUAUUGUCAGACGUACUUGGACAAGUAUUUUGAAAUAAAUUACCAAAAUAAUUGAAACAGGCAUGAUUUUAGUGUGUUUUGACAAAUGUGCAGAAUUUUUUAGCACAGAAUUGCUCCAGGUGUAAUAGCUGCUUCUCCCAGGUGGAAGAAGUUGACCUGACUGCAUUAACACGUGAUUCAUGCUACCUUUCGAAGUUCAUUACAACUGCAACUUGACAGUGUUUUAUGUUUAUAAAGACAUUAGGUAAACUCCCACUCACUAAUGGGGCCAGGAUUUUACCCCUGCACUGCUGAACACCUCUCACUGUUGCAGUAGCUGCAGCAGUGAGAAUGAAUGUGCUGUCUCAUCUUCCCCCCCACACCCUCUUAGAAUUAAUUCCCUCCAGUGAUGCACAAGGGCUCAAGUUAAGUGACUGGGGACUUAAAGCUGUACACUUUUUUGUAUUUCCAUAGCACCUAGGAGCCCUCAGUUGUGGACCAUGACUCUGGUGAUGCUAGGCAUAACACUGUGCCUAUGAACUCAAGUAGAGAGUCCACAUGUGACCUAUUCUUUUUCAGAGCUAGUGUUGGACUAGAUCCUCUGCAUCAAGCUAUUUUCAGUGAGCUGGUCAGUAACAUUAAAACUUCAAAUACAAUAACUUCUCUAUCUACUGAACAAGCCAAAAGCACAUCAAGAGGGUGGUGUUACUUCAAGCCAAGUCCAGAAUGUAAGAAACAGAAACAUCAGUAAAGUUCAAUAACUUAAUCAGUUAUCAACUUCUGAAGUAAUUUAUCAAUUGAAGAAAUCUAAUACAGGCAGUUUAUCCUAAAGCUUACACAUUUGUAACUGAAGUAGUCUUAUACAUUUACAUACAGAAUACAAAAGAGGGAAUGUAAUGAUUUAUGCAGGGACAGCGUUUCAGGUUGUGUGGAACUUCUCCAUUAAUAAGCAGGGAAAAACAAUCUCAUCUCUGAUUUGGGAGAGGGAAAAACAGUUACCUAACUUUUGUAACUGUUGGUCUUAGAAUGGAAGGGACAUGAGCAACACAUCUGUUGCACAGUCAGAUUUUUGCCUUAACGGUAGCUGUAGGGGUUGUCAGUGGCGCGCUCUGGAGAGCUGUGCUCAUAUGUCGGUUUAUUUAGGUGUUGCUGGCCCUAUGCCCUCUCAGUUCCUUCUUGCUGACAACUGCAACUGAAGGGCAGGAAAUGGAAUGGACAUGAGCAACGCAUCUCGAAGAACAGUACAAAAGAAGAAAAAACGGUUACCUGAGUACUUGCUCAUGUUGAUUCCAUUCUAGGUGACUCUUAAGCAGUAUCCCUGGAAGUGGGCUUGGAGUUCAUGAUCCUGUGGUUUACAACACUGCUCUACCAAAGCCAGCAUCAUCACAGGCCUGCUGGGUAAGUGCAUAAUGAGAUGUAAACGUGUGGAUGGAUGACCACGUCGCGGCCAUGCAGAUAUCUUGAAUUGGUCGAGUGGGCGGUUACAAUCGCCGGUGGAGGCACUUUUGUCAGAUCAUAGCAGAAAUGGAUGUAGGUGGUCAUCUAUGAUGGAAUUCUCUGGGUGGACACAGGAAGACCUUUCGUCAUGUCCACCACCAUGACGAAAAACUGUGUCAACUUAUGGAAUGGCUUGGUCAUUUCCAUGUAAAAGGCUAGCAUUCUCCUGACAUCCAGAGAGUGCAAUUUAUGCUCUUCUUCUGACUUACGAGGUUUUGGAAAGACAGGUAAGUAUACAUCCUGGCUUGUAUGAAACUGUGAAACUACCUUGGGCAGGAAAGCCAGGUGUGGUUGCUGUUGGACCUUCUCCUAGUAGAAGACUGUAUAGGUUGGCUCUGAGGUAAGUGCCCUAAUCUCAUAAACCCUGUGGGCAGAUGUUACUGCCACCAAGAAAGAAGCCUUCCAGGAGAGUAGAAGAUGGGAGCAGGAAGCCAAAAACUCAAAGGGGGGAGGGCAGCAUGAGAUUCAGUUCCCAAGGCUAAUGAUGAGAGAGAAAACGGCUAUCCACUUGUGAGGCAAGGGGAAGGUGCUCUGACCAACCAUCAUGGUAAGAAGGAACUGAGAGGGUGUAGGGCCAGUAUCAUCUAAAUAUACCGAUGCAUGAGUGUGGCACUCUAGAGGGUGCUACUACCAACUCUAUGUAUACCACGAAGGCAAAAAUCUCCAACUCUGCACAUGGGUAUGCGCACACACCUAGACAUGAGCAAGCACUCGAAGAAGAAUAUAUCAUUAAUAUGCCUGGCUAAAGGGUUUUCAUUUUUAUGAAAAGCGGCUAGUUUUACCAUGAAAAUGUAAGUCAACAUGUUAUACCUGCUAAUAAAUGGUAAGAGACACUGAUAUUUGCAUAACAAAAGCAGACUUCAGUUAACUUCAAAAGACCAGGUGGGAGAUAGCUCAAGAAGAGGAUUCCCACUCAGACAGUGGCAACACAAUACUAUUAGUCAAACAAAUCAUUUUUAUAAUGUAAUAUCAAACUUUAUUGCUUAAAACUAAUUGUCUGAAAAAAUACACAUGUAGUACUCAAAGACCAAACACAAAGGCUUAUAUGAUUGUGCAGGAAAAAAAGCAAAGCAGAGGUUCAGUGAGAAUGAGGCUUUAUAGUUGUACCAAUUUAGCACUGGCAUCAAGCAACUGCACUCUACAGUUCAUACAGCAACCAUUGUUAUCUACUUGGGCACAUAAGAAUGCAUUAUUCACUUUUCCCUUCUCAAAUACACAUCAGAAUACUGUUCACCUUUUAUUUUGAUGAGAAUGGCAUUAGUUCUUGCACUUUUCUGAUACUUAAUCUAAAAUUCUUCCCCCAGGAAGUUUGACAAGGCAAUUACCUUUGUGAACUUUGCCCCAGAACCAAAAUAUAGUGCUUGUGUAAGAUGUAAUCAAGCUUUUAAAGAAAGAAUACUUAGAUGUUACAAGUGUGCAUUGUAUGUAAAGCCUAACAGUGUCAUAGGAAAGUGGGAGUUUACAUACAACAGCAAGAGUUUUUAAGCUUAAUAGAGCCAUUUCAAGCAUCUGGGAACCCAACUAUAUCUCUUGCUUAAUAAAUAUUUAAAGCUGAAUGACUUGUGUUUAAAUAGGUAGCCUCUGACUAUUUCACUGGAAGUCACAGUAAUUUUUCAUUCAGUACCAUAAAGAUUUGAAUGCACGCUAAUUUAACCCUUAAAGUCAAUACACCACACUUCUGUCGAGAAGCACAUGAUAUGCAAAGCAGAAUAGGUCUAAUUCCCAAAGGAUGGAACAGUUCUUAUUAAUACAUUCCAUCCCCAUAAAUAUAACCACCUUUCCUAGGAUAAGGGGGAGGAUAAAGAACAAAGAUCAGUGACAAAAGCAGUAGUUUUGCUUUAUGCAUUCAUACAAUCAAGAUCUAAACCUUUACAGCUGGUUACCUAAAAAACACGAGUUACAAGACAAAUUUAGGGUACAUCUUGAAUCACACCUUAGUGUUCAUGCAGAAGCAGAAAUUAAUGCAAUGACCUAUCCUCUAUCACAGCAGCUCGUGCUUAUGUGCAAAUGCAAGACUGUUACACUCCAAACAAUAGUAAACAUUAAAACACAAGAAUACUUCACAAUGACAAUAAACAGCAGUUAAGUUGUUUGUUCCAGCAGUUAUUGCGCUUUAUUUUCUGGACAACUCUCCAGUUAAAGGCUGCAGCAAGGUCUAAAUACCAUCCUUUUAAAGAAUGCAUAAUAUGUGAGAGGCUUUGGUUCACAAUGAAAUAUCUAGAUGCUUUAUUUAAGGGCAAUGGUCACCUUACGAUUCAGAUAGUGGCAGAUUGAGGUAAGACUAAAGCAAAAAUGCUCAAUACAGCAAUCCUCUUAGAACAUAAUACAAAUAAAUUCCUAAAUGAGGCAUCUAUGGAUAAUCUGCAGGUGGCCUGCAAAAUAUUGACAUUCUGAUUUUGGACAAAAGAUCCACAGGGGUGAUUUGUCUUUUACAGUAUUGUCCAAGGACAGAUUUUUUUUGCUAGAAAACACACAAACUGAAACACCACCUACUUACACAGUAAUAUAUUUAGGCAAAGAUAUAAGCCCUGUCUUCAUCAAAAUCAGAGAGAAGCAGCAACUACUGCUUGUAAGUACUGCACCAAUGUUACACAUCUUUCAAAAGAUGGAGAUUAAAGCUAUAUUAAAAGAAAAGAAGCAGAGGCAGUACUUUUUAGAUCGGUCACUUUUAAGAAUAACGUCUCAUCCUCCACCUAUCCUUCUGUACUGAAAACAGGAUUACAACUCACAGAACUCAAAAGCUGAAUACGAUAAUGAAGAUUGGGUGAGUUCUUAUUUGCAGACACCUCUGAGCAUAUCACUUAUAACAAUGCAAAUACAGAAACAGAUGAGACUGAUCUCAAAUAUCAGAAGCAAUAAAUUACAGAACUUUAGCUUGGGAUCAAAAAUUUAAGUUUUCUAAUUUCCAAAAUAGCAGGGCUGAUAGUAGAGGUGUUAAAAUCCAGUUGGCACGAUCAGUCAAUAUACUGCAGUAUGCUGUACUCAGAUUUCAGACAUGACAACUGUCUGGACAAGUACCAGACCUGCAGCAUUUAUAAGGAUUAAGAACUGUAUCUCUCUGUCCCACCAAUGAUUCAGGGAGCAUACAAUAUAGCAGUACUAAUAUCAACUCUUGGAUAAGUCAUUGGACCCCUACCACCAAACUGGCUUCUUGCCGUUUUCCCCCUUCUCAAGCACUAAAGGGUUCCCCCUUCAAAUCUGAGGAAUUUACUGCAUUAGCCAAUAAGGUAAAAACCCUAACUAAAGGGGAAAAGCAGUGCUUUCACUACAACCAAAAUAUUUCUUCUGUGCAUAACUUAUUAAAGCCUCAGCAGAUACAGUAAGUACUGCCCGUUUUCUAAGAUUGUAUUUCAAAAAUGCUUGCAUAUUCAUGUCCUUUUUCAUCUUAAUCAGUACACUCUAUUACGGUCUUAUUCUAGUCUUUUUUCUACGUUGUAUCCCAAAUCUACGUUCUAAUUUCCAUUGCAGAAAUUAAGUUUUUUAGUAUUUGAAGAAAAAUGUAAGUAAAAAGCCAGUAACAACUUUUUUUUUUUUUUAAAAUGUAAGACAGCUGCGAUCAGUUAGUUUAGCAUUUCCAAAGGCCAGGCCACAAGGAGAAAUUGUUUCAAAAAUCUUUCAUUUAAUGAAGCAAGUUAUCUAAGACUUAACUAAACAAGUAACGUGGCCAGACACCAAACAAAUUAAAAUUACUCUAUUACAGGGGAGUAAGGGUGGAGCUUCUUUAAACAAUGCACUGGCAAUAGAUUUCAGAAUACCCAUCAAGAGUCUUCAGUUAUAUUUCUCCUUCAAGCUCUGCAGAUAGCCUCUCGAGUGGCUAAGUUACUUGCAGUUUAUAUCAAAUUGCCGUGAUUCCCAACCUUUUCUCUGCCAUGGCACAUCUCGAGCUCCAGGGACUCUUCCCGCUGCCCCCAGCUAAGCAGCAGCAGGAGGGAAGGAGCAGGAGAUUGAGUUCUGAUUGGUUGUUCCACCCUUGGAGGAGGUGGGACAAUGAGGCAUACUGCCAAUCAAAAGGCAGUUUCCCCCCUCCCCCGUUCUCACAUAUAAUUUAAAAAAAAAAAUUCCACGACACACUGGUUGGGAAACACUGAAAUAGAGGGCCAAAUAUUUUCCCUUCCAAUUGGUUUGUAAACAAUCAUAACUUUUCCUUUAAAAUAAAGCCCAACAAUUUGGGAUAUCCAGCUUGUUGCUCUUAACACUACCAGGUACACUUGUUCUUUUCAAGUAGAAAAAAAAUCAAAACAAAAAAAAAACCAAAACAAACAAACCUGCAUACUGUGAUCUCAAAAAAAAUUAAAAGCAAACCAACCUUAGCCUGGCAGUACACAAAAUAAAAACGGCAUGACUGGCCUAAUCCUAUGACAUUAGGAACAUCGCUCAUCACUUUUUCCAUGUAUCUGUCAAAGUGUCUUAUCAGUGCAUAUUAUUAUGUGCUGAAAUGCAACAAAACUUUUCACAAAAAUAAUUUUAGGCAUGUUCAUACAAGAGUAUGUAUAUAUAAAAAUUUAUAUAUAAUAUAUCAGCUUCAACCUGUACAUAGAUUUUCUGAAUUUGAUCCUUAAAACACAUCCAUUCAAGACAACAUGGAUGACUUUCAAGGAAAAAGUGCUUCCUUAAAUGUAUCCUGUGUGAACAUGCCUAUAUCUUCUGUGCAUUUGCCCAAGUAGAGAUCUUUAUGAUCAAUCAUUUAAACAUACAUAUCUCAGGAGGUAAAAAAAAAAGUAAUAUUGCCCUGAUGAUGCAAAAGAACAAUGCAUAACUGAAGCAGCCAGGAUUGUAAAGUUAUCUUGCAUUCUGCAGCAAAUAGAUUCUUAAAUAAUUGUUGAAAGUAGUUUCUCCAUUUGUUAUUGCUCCCCGCUUGUAAGUUUUCUGGUCACACAUCAACAGUACACAGAGGUUCACUACCAGGCUGAGCUGAUUCUACUAUUGUCAUCUUGGGUUUCUUUCGAGUUUCCUCCUUUAAAGAAACAAAAAGCAAAAAAAAUCAAGGUUAAAACAAGUUUUUUUUUUUAAAAAAAACCAAAA
This is a messenger RNA of Chelonia mydas (Green sea turtle), 11102 nucleotides long. It is a transcript of the gene TRMT2A, whose product is annotated as tRNA methyltransferase 2 homolog A. The transcript is spliced from 11 exons. Bases 225 to 1904 code for a protein of 559 amino acids. Gene Ontology annotation, molecular function: RNA binding; RNA methyltransferase activity. NCBI's taxonomy places the organism in Eukaryota, Metazoa, Chordata, Testudines, Cheloniidae. Gene Ontology annotation, biological process: RNA processing. The record is from RefSeq and is a predicted model, not a curated record.